UCAACAAGUUUGUCCCUGUCUGCUUACCGUCGAUAGGAGGUCACUGUCAGUGCGCAGUGAACUGAUAUUUUAACCUCAAAGUAAACACUCUGAGGCACAAACGCACUCAGGGACGACUGGAGAUUACAAACAGAAGAUCGUCAGUUGGUCCUGCUCGAGUUUAAACGCACAAAACGAGCGGGAAAGUUUGCGAGCUCGAGGUCGUUAGCCGUUAGCGUGUAGCACCGAGGCGAGCGGAGCAGCGAUGGAGUCGUGGGUGCGAUUCAGCGCUCAGAGUCAAGCCAAAGAGCGAGUUUUCAGGGCGGCCCAGUACGCCUGCACACUGCUGGGCUACACGCUGCAGAAAGGAGGCGCUACUGCAGAACUACUGAAAACAAUAAAGCAGCUCGAAACUCACCUGAGUCUCAGCAGAAAGUUGAUGCGGUUAGGGAACUCGGCAGAGGCUCUGGAAGCAGCUAAGCGUGCGAUCCAUUUAUCCGACUGCGUGCUGAGGCUGUGCAUCACUGUGGCCCAUUUAAACAGAGCCAUGUACUUUGCCUGUGAUAAUGUGCUGUGGGCUGGAAAAACAGGCCUGCUGCCUCAGCUCGACCAGAACAAAUGGAGCCAGAGAUCAUUCAGAUAUUACCUGUUCGCGCUCAUCCUAAACCUGACCCGGGAUGCGUAUGAGAUCCGGCUGCUGAUGGAGAGGGAAUCUCGCAGUAUUUCGGCUAAAGGCUCUCUAGCCAGCCCCUCUGCGCUCUCUCCCGGUCCAGAGAACGGAGAGUUUUCUCUCGGCCCAUCCACCCCUCCACUCCCCGCCCUCCCUGUGCUGACAGCCCGACUCCAGCGGCAGCUGCGCCUCCUGGUUUCGGUGCUCCGGAGUAACCCUCCGUUACUGCUUGACCUGCUGAAGAACAUGUGUGACGUUUUCAUCCCACUGGACAAACUGGGGCUGUACUCCACUGGCCCCGGAUUCGUAGGAGCCUGCGGCCUCGCUUCGUCCAUCCUGUCCAUCCUUACCAUCCUUUAUCCCUGGCUCAAACUCAAGCCCUGAGCAGCACGCACAUCUCUAAUGAAGCCCCACAGUUAUCCCACAAGCCACUGGGUCUGAAAGUGGAGCUGCUAUGGACUGAAAUGGGGUUGAUGGAGGAAAAGAAGCACAGUGGAGUUUGGCAAAAAAAAUCCUGGACAGAGAAAUCCCACAGGAAGUGAGGUGAUGAGGUCACAAGUGGUGGACAGGGCAAAAGGGGUGUGUGUUGGUUUCUGACUGAGGUUUUGUGUCUGUAAGAUCGCUCGCAUAUAUGCAUAUUAAGGCUGCACAAUAUAGCACACUAUCAUAUUUUUAUUAUAUUGCCAUACAUUGCAAUUGAUAUGCUUCAAAACACACAAGUGAUCAGUUUGAGGUGACAUGCCUGCAUUAUUUUGACAGAAAAUUUAUUUGUUUACCUAACUGGGUUCUUAAAAAAGACAUGCAAUUGUGAUAACAAUUAGGAGACACAAUAUUGUGGGGAUGCACCGAUUAUGAAUUUGUAUGGCUGUUUUAUAUAUAUAUAUUUUUAUUUGUAAACCCAAAGCUCGCGCUCUGUGAGCUAAAUUAACUCAAAAACCACACUUAAAACAAAUAACAAAAUUAUUUACUCUUUAAUCAGCAAAACUUUUACCAAUUUUAAAUGGUAAAUGAAAAGUAACAGAGUAAAUUGGCUGAUUACAGAUUCCGUGCAUUCCUAAUAUAUCGUGCAGCCCUAAUUAAUGCAUGUGUGGGUAUAUGUGCCUUUCAUACACAUAUGCAUUAAUGUUUGUCUUUCUGUGUGUGUCUGAGACCGUGUUUACACCUCGUCGUUUUGUGCGCCUUAAGUAACAGUGGGUGGUACAGCCAAAAAUGUGAAUCAUGGUAUAAUUAAAGUUUCUGACAGUUAAUGCUAAAAUAAACUUCUUGGGUAUUUUAGGCUGUCUGUAAGUUAACAGUGGUUUACAGUUCUGGGAUGUCCAUUUUUACCUGCCAAAGUAAAUCUGAAAUAUUUUUGUUGUGCAAAAUAGUAGAAAUAAAACUGGACAACAUGGAGAUAAGCGUAUGUCAAUAUUGCUUUGUAACACUAGCCGCAUAGGCCCAACAAAAAUUGGUGCUAAAUGUUUCUACAAUGCUGAAGUGGCUUCUUACUCAGCAGCUUUUUUGUUCUAAUUUUCUGUUCCACCUUUAAUGGACCAGCAGUUGCAUUCUAGCACCUGUACAGAUGACAGAAUGUAACUGCUGCACAAUUUAAGAUGAGACAGUGAUUUCGAAUAAGAAGCCAACUUCACCUUCCUCAAGUAUUUCAAGUCAUUUAUCUCAUACAUGCGAUCCAUACACUCGCUCCCCCUGACCGCCAGACACUGCUGGAGGCGGUACGAGAGGCAGUUGUACUGGUGUCAAUGUUGGGCUAAGGCCCAAAAAAACAGCCGUUCUUUUACAUCUGCUGCCUUGAAAAAUGCAUGAAUUCAGUUAAAGCAGAUUAGACAGUGGGAAGUGAUCAAGAGUCUGAUGCAUUUUCAUUUGAAAUGUGACUGAAACAUCUCUGACUAAGACACUCAGCUAAACGGGAUAACAUUAGUGCUAUUUCUAGGUUGCGUUAUCUGCGUUUAUUUGUAUAACGGUCAUGACAAAACUCAUACCUGAGGAAGCAUUUCAACCGCUGUACCGCCCACUACUAGUCUUGAGUAUCAGGAUUAUAUCUAGAGAUUAUCUACAUAAAAGUGUGAGUGUAAACACACCCAAGAUGCGUUUAAAACGGACUUAAACCUCUUUCAGGAGGUGGUCUGAGACAUUUAGCCAGACAUUAUUUACGUAAGAGCAUCUCUACAAGCCACAUUCGACCAAUUCAAUACUGUGACUCCAAAACUGCAUGAAAUAAAAUAUCUGUUGGGAUACAUUUAAAAGAAAAGGAUGUUUGUUUAGUAAAGACAGUCAUUCCAUAUAGAACCAUGAACACUCCGACCCAUUUGCGUACAUAAAAAGAUCUUUGCAUGGUAAAAAGCUUCUUCAGAUUGGAGAAUGUUGUAUGUGGUUCUGUAUAGCAUCAAAAAAAAGUUGGUACCAGGUAUAAAUGCGUGUGAUUAAAGUCUGAUCAGGUCACAAACGACCAGGUGUGAACGAGCUCUGUGUGUUUGUUUGUGUGUUUUACAUGCGUGUGUUCAUGAAUAUGUGAGUAACGCUCCCUGAGAUCUCUUUGUAGACAGCUUUGUCCUCUGUUGCGUUUUCUAUCACAGUGUUUGAGGAUAUCGACAGUUUGUCCAGACUACACUUUCGCCUCUAAACCUCAAAAAGACUAAAACCUCUCAGAUUUAAUCAAUUCUGUAUCACAGUGGGACUCGGAGUGUAAUUAAAGUCCUUCCAUGUAAUGAUGGACCUCCAGUACACUUAAGGGAUUUUAGCAUGUGUGCAACACAAGCUUAAUAGUACUAAAGCCACGCCAUGUGCUAUUGAAAUUUAGGUUUAAGUGUAGGCUAAGCUGCUGCAUUUUAAUGUGAAUGAACCUUUACUGUCACCUAAAAGGACAAAACGAUAUUCUAUGACUGUUUUUCAAUAAUUUUGAUAGCUAACAGUGGUAGGUUAAUCAAUGUUCAAGUUAUUAACCAUAAUUGGGAGUUUGCUGCCUCAGUAAAUUUCUAAAUUACUCAAAAUAUCUGGUUAAUUUAACAGUGAAAGAUGUGAACAAAGUCAUUCAGAGUGGUUUGGUGUGAAAUGCUCUGUUGUAGACAAACUCAUUAAGUCAGAAUUGUUCACAGUGGUGGUGAUAGGAACCAGACGUCCACCUCUAAAAGCUCCCUCACAGAAAGUUACUACAUGAAAUGGUUAUCGGUAUGCUGCCUGAGACAUUGUUUUAUGAUUUUCAUGCAUGGUGUUCUAAUAUGAAAUAGUUCCCAAAGAAAACAAUUUCAGUCAAUUUUUUCCAGAUUUAUGACUGUUUCACCAUCAUCAUUAAAUAUAAACUCAGAAGACUCGUGUAGGUUCACUGGUGGUUUUGGAUAGUAAGUAAAAUGUCUAUAUUUGUGUGACCCCUGGUUUCUAUCACCACCAGUGUAAAGACAUCAGAGUCUCUAUAAUCAACCAUUUCACACUAAACCACUCUGAAUGACUCUGUUUACAUCUCAAAUGCUGAGUUAUGUAGAAAUUACUCUGUAAUAAAAAAAAACAUUCAUUUUAAAAUGGUUAUUGCAGAGUUCAGAUGUAUUUAAUUGUCUUUUAUUGUAAUUAAUGUUUUUUGUACAAAACAUACGGUUAAAUUGACAGAUCUAAUGUUAUUUUGCUUUCUGUUUAGGUUGUAAAUGUUUAGGUGAUGGACCAUCAGUCUGCUUUUAGUUCAGCUACAUCUAACUGAACACAGGAACGGAAAAUUUGCAAGCUAUCAUAUUUUGAAUAUUUGAAUUUGUGCAUUUAUUUGAUUGCGUAAAAGCAAAGAAUGUGUUAUUUUCCAAUAGUUGUCUGUUGAACUAAAAUGUCUGCUGAUGUUUGGUCUUUUUUUCAGGUGGGCGGAUUAUCUUUAUUCUGUAAAAUAUAAACACAUCAGUGAAGCUGUACAAAGAUUCUGCUUUUGUAAAACAGUAAAUCUUUAUCAUCUAACCUUUA
Molecule: messenger RNA, 4582 nt
Organism: Colossoma macropomum (tambaqui)
Lineage: Eukaryota; Metazoa; Chordata; Actinopteri; Characiformes; Serrasalmidae
Gene: pex11b
Product: peroxisomal biogenesis factor 11 beta
Exons: 4
Coding region: 245-1033 (262 amino acids)
Biological process (GO): peroxisome fission; regulation of peroxisome size
Cellular component (GO): peroxisomal membrane
Source: RefSeq, a predicted model, not a curated record